Molecule: messenger RNA, 2262 nt
Organism: Bombina bombina (fire-bellied toad)
Lineage: Eukaryota; Metazoa; Chordata; Amphibia; Anura; Bombinatoridae
Product: zinc finger protein OZF-like
Exons: 7
Coding region: 150-1544 (464 amino acids)
Biological process (GO): regulation of transcription by RNA polymerase II
Molecular function (GO): RNA polymerase II cis-regulatory region sequence-specific DNA binding; DNA-binding transcription factor activity
Source: RefSeq, a predicted model, not a curated record
CUAGGAAAAUUCACCUACGUGCAAGUGUGUUUGUAGUGCUGUAAGCUUCUGUUACUGUGAAGAUCACGUACAAUACACAUCACUGCGUUUGCCAGUAAAGGAGAAACAUUUUAAGAAUAUCUGACAAAUUCAAUUGCGCUGAAAAAACAAUGUCUGACAAAAAUGAGAACCAAACCUCAGACCUUCCUGAUGCACACAGAGGGCGUAUGGAUGCAAUGCCUUUUGAUGGCUCAGUGGUUGAGCACAGAGGAGAACUGAAUGCGUGUGAUCACGUAAAGACUGAGGCGGAUGAAUUUCCUAUAAAUACAGAUAGCUCAGCGAUUGAGCACGGAGGAGAACCAUAUGUGUGCGAUCAGGUGAAGACUGAGGAGGAUGAAGUUCCAAUAAAUACGGCUACAGAUGAAGAUAACACUGAUGUAGUGAAAGUUGAGAUAACAGAAGAUCUGUGUGUGACGCGUCAGCUGGAAACUCUGGAUAAUGAAACCACUGACAGUAUCAGCCCAGGUGAUGUUAAGACUGAAGUCACACUUAAUACUGAACAAACAAAUGAUCUGUAUGUAAAGAGUCAGCGGGAAGCUGUGAAGCAGGAAAUCUGUGACAAUAUCAGUACAGGUGAAUUCACAAAUGGCAAUAAUCCUAGUCAUGGUCAGAGUGCUGAUACUACUUUCAAUCUUUUUGAAAACCAAAGAAGCCACGUGGGAAAUAUAUGUUAUGAAUGUGGGAAAUGUUUUUCCUGUAACUCAAAACUUAUUGAACAUUUGAGAAUUCAUACAGGUGAUAAACCAUUUUCUUGUUCUGUGUGUGGGAAAUGUUUUACUCAGAAAGCACAACUUGGUAGACAUCAGAAAACUCACACAGGGGAGAAAGCAUUUUCAUGUUCUGUAUGUGGAAAAUGUUUUACUCAGAAAUCAACUCUUAUUAUGCAUCAGACAAUUCAUACAGGGGUGAAAGCAUUUUCAUGUUUGGACUGUGGGAAAGGGUUUACUCUGAAAUCAACUCUUAUUAGGCAUCAGAAAAGUCAUAUAGGAGAGAAAGCAUUUUCAUGUUCUGAUUGUGGGAAAUGCUUUACUCUGAAAUCAACUCUGAUUAGUCAUCAGAAAAUUCACACAGGAGAGAAAGCAUUUUCAUGCUCUGACUGUGGUAAAUGUUUUACUCAGAAAUCACAUCUUACUGAUCAUCAGAAAAUUCAUACAGGAAAGAAAGAAUUUUCAUGUUCUGACUGUGGGAUAUGGUUUACUCUGAAAUCAUCUCUUAUUAGACAUCAGAAAAUCCAUGCAGGGGAAAAGGGAUUUUCAUGUUCUGAAUGUGGGAAAUGUUUUAUUCUUAAAUCAUAUCUUACUGAUCAUCAGAAAAUUCAUUCAGGAGAGAAAGCAUUUUCAUGUUCUGAAUGUGGGAAAUGUUUUAACCGUAAAUCAAAUCUUAUUGUUCAUCAGAAAAGUCAUACAGGAGAGAAAGCUUUUUCAUGUUCAAAAUGUGGUAAAUCUUUUACCCUAAAAGGGCACCUUGUUAGUCAUCAGAAAAUUCAUAUUAAAGGAAAUCAAUAAAAUCAGAGCUUAACUUCUUAAAUGCAGAGGGCGACAAGUAGUCAUCAUCCGCACAAUGUCUAAAGUGCUGGUCACUACAUGUCCUCCACUGAGGGGGCAUGCUUUGGAGCUAUUUGAGACCCCUCUACUCCUCAAACAGUUAAAAAGUAGCCCAGUGUGUUUGUUAUUCCCGGGGGAAUCUGGGGUCCAUAUAUAGUUUUGAAUAGUCAAGUAAUCAUCUAGCCUAUAUAAAAUUGCCAAUUAUUUGAGUAGAGGUUCAUGAGAGGAAGCCCCUAUAUGUAGAUCAAAGUUAUAUAAAUAUACCCAAAUGUUGAUAAACUUUUAUUUGAAAUGUAGGUACAGUUGAGGGCAUUAUAGUCAGGUGAUCACUGAGGUGACAACAUUUCCCUAGCUGGAAUUUAAAUUGACCAGGUGUAUGUAUAGGUGUACAGGGUAAACCCCUAUGUUAACAUCAAAAGUUUUAAGAGGCCUCCAAAAGGCUUUGUCUGGAUUUGGAUAGCCCCUGGCUGCAUGAAUUGCAUUUUUCUGAAGUAAAACAACUGUUUUUUUACUUUUGAUUUUCAAUUGCUAAUUUAUAUAGAAAAAUGUCUAUUUCUGUAUAUUUUAAAAAGGUUACCUUACACAAUUAUAGAUCCACAAAAGUUUGGACUAGACAAUUGAGAAGAGAACACUGUAUUUUUUACAACCUUGUUUAUUAAAAUAAAAAUAUUUUUCCACA